AUGGAUGUAAAAAUCGUGCCCAUCAUACACAGUCCAUAUGGCGGUAAGAACGACUUUUCUCUAGACCUGCACUCUGACGCGAGACUAUUUAACUCGCUGUUUUCUCAUUUAUCUCUUUUUGUUUUUAAACACAUAACACGCCAUUCUGGAAUUUUUACUGGACAGUAUACACAUUUUAGGCGCCGACACAGUCGCCGAUGGUUAUACUACUUACAGACUCUGCAACUCAAAGUAUAUGGUUAUAAAAAAUACCGAUAACUGCAUCACCUAUUUAAUGCGCUACGGAAUGUCAAAUGAAGAAAAAGAACAUGACGAUCACGUUCGAUUCAAAGUGGAGUAAGUUGUGCUCCGAUAAAUCUCACUAAAUCUUUCUGUCGCCCUAAUAUGCAAUCAGAUAGCCAAUUUUAAUUAAGUCAACCAGUGUGUGAAUCAAAGUCUUUUUAAAUUUUAAUUUUUUUAUUUUACUUCUAAUAGUAUACUCAAGGAAACAGCUUGGGUCACGAUUAAGCAAUGUAGUUCCUCAUGCAGGUAUUUACGGUCUGGUAACUGGAAACACAUUUAAUCCUUUUCCACAGCUAAAAUGCAAUGAUGAAUAUUUCCCCCUGGGAGCGUUCUGCCGCAGACAUACGAUAUAAGUCUACUUUCAAAUGUCAGCAGUAGGUAAUUUACGGCAAAUAAGAGAUGGCAUGCAAGAAGGUUAACCUAGUUUAGAAGCCAACAGAGUUCUAGUCAGUUUUUGGCAAUAAGUACCAUGUUCUCCUGUCUUUGUGUGCUGGUUCAGGGCUCUCGUAAAAUGCCUUAUGAAUUGUUUUCACACAGAAAAAUCACUUCGUAUUUGACGUUUUAAAAUAUUCCUAAACUUUUGGUCUGUGUUUUUAGAUUUUGUUACAAAAACACUAGCGGCCCUACAAAAACAACAGAAGCGUCCCUUGGAAAGACCAUGCCAAUGCCAACGGCAAGGACAACUAAACUUGUGGACAAAUUUGAUCUGCUCGGCAGAUGA
This is a messenger RNA of Spirometra erinaceieuropaei, 1003 nucleotides long. The record is from the annotation of a GenBank genome assembly. Lineage: Eukaryota; Metazoa; Platyhelminthes; Cestoda; Diphyllobothriidea; Diphyllobothriidae.